Lepus europaeus (European hare) is the source of this 7545-nucleotide messenger RNA. RefSeq names its product insulin degrading enzyme (gene IDE). Gene Ontology annotation, molecular function: metal ion binding; metalloendopeptidase activity. Gene Ontology annotation, cellular component: cytosol; peroxisomal matrix; mitochondrion. The record is from RefSeq and is a predicted model, not a curated record. NCBI's taxonomy places the organism in Eukaryota, Metazoa, Chordata, Mammalia, Lagomorpha, Leporidae. The coding region runs from base 52 to 3021 and encodes 989 amino acids. The transcript is spliced from 25 exons. Gene Ontology annotation, biological process: peptide catabolic process.
CCCGGCGCCAGAAGGAAGCGUUCUCGGUGAUCCCAGCGGCUGCGCUGGGGUAUGCGGUACCGGCUUGCGUGGCUGCUGCACCCCGCGCUGCCCAGCACCUUCCGCUCCAUCCUCGGUGCCCGCCUGCUGCCCUCGGAGCGCCUCUGCGGUUUCCAAAAAAAGACUUACAGCAAAAUGAAUAAUUCAGCUAUCAAGAGAAUAGGAAAUAAUAUUAUCAAGUCUCCCGAAGACAAGCGAGAAUACCGUGGGCUAGAGCUGGCCAAUGGAAUCAAAGUGCUUCUCAUCAGUGAUCCCACCACAGAUAAGUCAUCAGCUGCACUUGAUGUACAUAUAGGUUCAUUGUCAGAUCCUCCAAAUAUUGCUGGUUUAAGUCAUUUUUGUGAACACAUGCUGUUUUUGGGAACAAAGAAAUACCCUAAAGAAAAUGAAUACAGCCAGUUUCUCAGUGAGCAUGCAGGAAGUUCAAAUGCCUUUACUAGUGGAGAGCAUACCAACUACUAUUUUGAUGUUUCCCAUGAACACUUAGAAGGUGCCCUUGAUAGGUUUGCACAGUUUUUCCUGUGCCCCUUGUUUGAUGAAAGUUGCAAAGACAGAGAGGUGAACGCAGUUGAUUCGGAACACGAGAAGAAUGUGAUGAAUGAUGCCUGGAGACUCUUUCAGCUUGAAAAAGCUACCGGGAAUCCCAAGCACCCUUUCAGCAAAUUUGGGACAGGUAACAAAUACACUCUAGAGACUCGACCAAACCAAGAAGGCAUUGAUGUAAGACAAGAGCUGCUGAAAUUCCAUUCUACUUAUUAUUCAUCCAACUUAAUGGCUAUUUGUGUUUUAGGUCGAGAAUCUUUAGAUGACUUGACUAAUCUGGUGGUAAAGUUGUUUUCUGAAGUAGAAAACAAAAAUGUCCCAUUACCAGAAUUUCCUGAACACCCUUUCCAGGAAGAACAUCUUAGACAACUUUACAAAAUAGUACCUAUUAAGGACAUUAGGAAUCUUUAUGUGACAUUUCCCAUACCCGACCUUCAGCAAUACUACAAAUCAAAUCCUGGUCACUAUCUUGGUCAUCUCAUUGGGCAUGAAGGUCCUGGAAGUCUGUUAUCAGAACUUAAAUCAAAGGGCUGGGUAAAUACUCUUGUCGGUGGGCAGAAGGAAGGAGCACGAGGUUUUAUGUUUUUUAUCAUUAAUGUGGACUUGACUGAGGAAGGAUUAUUACAUGUUGAAGAUAUAAUUUUGCACAUGUUUCAAUACAUUCAGAAGUUACGUGCAGAAGGACCUCAAGAAUGGGUUUUCCAAGAGUGCAAGGACUUGAAUGCUGUUGCUUUUAGGUUUAAAGAUAAAGAGAGGCCACGAGACUAUACAUCCAAAAUUGCAGGAAUAUUGCAUUAUUAUCCUCUAGAAGAAGUACUCACAGCUGCAUAUUUGCUGGAAGAAUUUAGACCUGACUUAAUAGAAAUGGUUCUCAAUAAACUCAGACCAGAAAAUGUCCGAGUUGCAAUAGUGUCCAAAUCUUUUGAAGGAAAAACUGAUCGCACGGAAGAGUGGUAUGGAACUCAGUACAAGCAAGAAGCUAUACCAGAUGAAGUCAUUAAGAAAUGGCAAAAUGCUGACCUAAAUGGAAAGUUCAAGCUUCCAACGAAGAAUGAAUUUAUUCCUACGAAUUUUGAGAUUUUAGCAUUAGAAAAAGAGGCAACACCAUACCCUGCUCUCAUUAAGGAUACAGCUAUGAGCAAGCUCUGGUUCAAACAAGAUGAUAAGUUUUUCUUGCCAAAGGCUUGUCUCAACUUUGAAUUUUUCAGCCCAUUUGCUUAUGUGGACCCCUUGCACUGUAACAUGGCCUAUUUGUACCUUGAGCUCCUCAAAGACUCGCUCAACGAGUAUGCAUAUGCAGCAGAACUAGCAGGCUUGAGCUAUGACCUCCAAAAUACCAUCUAUGGGAUGUAUCUCUCAGUGAAAGGUUACAAUGAUAAGCAGCCAAUUUUGCUAAAGAAGAUUACUGAGAAAAUGGCUACCUUUGAGAUUGACGAAAAAAGAUUUGAAAUUAUCAAAGAGGCAUACAUGCGAUCUCUUAACAAUUUCCGGGCUGAGCAGCCUCACCAGCACGCCAUGUACUACCUCCGCUUGUUGAUGACUGAAGUGGCUUGGACUAAAGAUGAAUUAAAAGAAGCCCUGGAUGAUGUCACCCUUCCUCGCCUUAAGGCCUUCAUCCCUCAGCUCCUGUCGCGGCUGCACAUUGAAGCCCUCCUCCAUGGAAACAUAACAAAGCAGGCUGCAUUAAGUAUUAUGCAAAUGGUUGAAGACACCCUUAUUGAAUAUGCUCAUACCAAACCUCUCCUUCCGAGUCAGCUGGUUCGGUAUAGAGAAGUUCAGCUCCCUGACAGAGGAUGGUUUGUUUACCAGCAGAGGAAUGAAGUUCACAACAACUGUGGCAUCGAGAUAUACUACCAGACCGACAUGCAGAGCACUUCGGAGAAUAUGUUUCUGGAGCUCUUCUGUCAGAUUAUCUCCGAGCCUUGCUUCAACACCCUGCGCACCAAGGAGCAGCUGGGAUAUAUCGUCUUCAGUGGCCCGCGUCGAGCCAAUGGCAUCCAAGGCUUGAGAUUCAUCAUCCAGUCGGAAAAGCCACCUCACUACCUGGAGAGCAGAGUUGAGGCUUUUUUAAUUACCAUGGAAAAGUCCAUAGAGGAUAUGACAGAAGAGGCCUUUCAGAAACACAUUCAAGCAUUAGCAAUUCGUCGACUAGACAAACCAAAGAAACUGUCUGCAGAGUGUGCUAAAUACUGGGGAGAAAUCAUCUCCCAGCAAUACAAUUUUGACAGAGAUAACAUAGAAGUUGCAUAUUUAAAGACACUUACCAAGGACGAUAUCAUCAAAUUUUACAAGGAAAUGUUGGCAGUAGAUGCUCCAAGGAGACACAAGGUGUCUGUCCAUGUUCUUGCCAGGGAAAUGGAUUCUUGUCCUGUUGUUGGAGAGUUCCCGUGUCAAAAUGAUAUAAACUUGUCACAAGCACCAGCCUUGCCACAAUUCUAGAGAAACAGUCCAGUGGCCAGUUCUCAGCCUACCUCUCAACAUCUGAUGUGACAAGGUUGUGUGCUUUUGUUGUUCCUCGGGCAGAAACCUGUGAAUUCUAAUGUAUUUUCUUUGAGCAUAUCUGGGUAACAGUGAUUUAGUUAAAUAAAUGGCUCCAUCUCACUCUCCUUCAAAUAGGUAACUUCUGUAAAACAGCAGCCUUGGUAUUUGGGACUGAAUUACUGGUGCAGUAUCACUGACCCCAAACCCGGGAAGAUAUUUGCCCCUGAUCUUACUUGAAAAAAAAAAAAAUGUAAAGGCUAGGAAAACAAACUACUUCCCUCCUCUACAGUCAGUGUUUCUGUCUUCUUGCCACAUCUGCGGCCACAGGUGAGGCAGCUAUCUUGUCCAGCCGCUGGCUUCUGACUGCCUGUCCACGCAUGCCUUCUGUUCAUGGCUGGCUCCAGGAGGCAUUUCAACAGGAAAUCGGCUGGGACCUCAGCUUCCCACCUAGGACAGUGGUCCAGCUCACACAGUCGGCCCUGUGUUCAGCGAGGAUGCAGCAGCCCCAUCAGAGGCCAAGAGCAACCCGGGGUUUUAUAGCUUGGGGCAGUUUCCUUUCUCUUACAGCACUGCGGGGAGCUGAUUGGUCCCUUCCUCAUAUUCUGUAAUCCAGCAUCCGGGGAUGCUUGUGACAAAACCAAGGAUUCUCACAUACUUAUCUUCCUUUUGUAGGGGUGAUUUCUGCCCUUAAUGCUUCCCUGGCCAGCCCUCGGAUUCCGUGCCACCAUGAAGUUCAUUGUUCUUACUUGUUCAAACACUUGUAUUCUCCACGAUUUGUGGUGGCAAAGCUUACUGGUAGUGCUGAAUUGUGGCUUUUCUUGAACGUAACUCUCCAGUGGGAUGGCAGCAUUUUGAACAGCCAGUACUCUUCAGUUGACACUAACAGCUAAAAUAAAGCACUGGAAAGAUCAGAGACCACCCUCAGAGAUGUCAUCUGGUGGGCUGCCACAGUAAUCUUCUGACUGUGGAGGAUGGUGAUCACAAUUUUUGUCUUCAUCCUGGAGUUUGGAGGUGGAAAUAGUUUCUAAAAAUCUGACCAGUUUGCCCAGGAGCCUGCAGGAAGCACAGAUUCAAACCUGCACUCAGAUCUUCAGACUGUGGCUCUCACUGGGCCCUCUGGAGUUCCUGUAAUGAAAGCCUCCAAGGCCGUUAAGUGUACUUGGGAAACAGGUGGCAGGGCAGCUGCUUUUCAUUUGUGAUGUCACUUCAUCUUCCGGGCACCAUCUUACUUGAUCUCCCAGCUUGUACCUAUUUGGGAGGGUAUGAGACCAGAUGUCACAGUCUGGGCUCCUCCAAGCCACCGUUGAGUCCACUUUGCUGGGCUGCCUGGUGGCCAGUGAUUACCACUGCCUGCAGGAUCUCCCUUCCUGACCCAUACCCUGCGGCCUGGUAAGGCCUUAAUCAAUGUAAGCUGUCCUUCCUGUCACCCCUGGAGUAGGGGGAAGUAUCUAGAAUCCUUUUAGUGAUUAAAAAGAAGAGUGAAAUGUCAGGUUCACCUGUCACUCUAUCCCUCCUCUGAGACAGGAGAGUCCUCUGGACAGUGCUGUUGGCAUUGUGUUUCUUUGUAGUCUUUUUCCUGCUCAUAUAGAAAAAGGCUACAUAUUCAGUGUUGUAACUUUUAUCCUCAAUAGUCUGUAUACUGAGCAGUUUCCACAUGAAGACACUUGGUAAAAGUGUGAUAUUUCUGCUGUUGGAUGUUUAGUACCAUAUCGUAAUGCAGUUUGUUUAUUGAAUCUACUUUAGGGGAUAUUUAGGAUUUUCAAGCUCUGAUCUGUGAUAAUCUUCCUUGUGGAGAGUAUGUAUGUGAUUUUUCUAUAAAUCACUGGGUUGGCUAAUAUGAAUAUAUUAUUUGACUUUCUAUUUUGAAAAGUGUUAAAUAUUUAGAAAAGUUGUUAAAAUAAUGCAGUGAAUUCCCAUUACCCUCCAGUCUGUAUUCACCAGUUUUAUGUCUGUUUCACAUCCCUUUCUCCCUCUGUGUGUCUCAUGUGUUUGCCUAAUCCUUUGAGAGUAAGUUGCAGAUGUCAUUAUACCUUACCCAUAAAUAAUGCAGUGGAGAAUCUUCUGGAGAAAUUUGGCCUCACCAAAGGGAGGUGUGGCUUUUGUCCCCUUUGUCAUUAUGCCAGACAACUAUAUAUCAGCAAGAUGGGCGGCCUAGGUCUGAUGAGUACAUCCACUGAAAGAUAGAUUGCUGAAACAGACUUCAAAAUACAUGGAUAUUUCCUUAUCUGUUAAAUUAAAUUCAGGGGCAAGCCUUUGGCCUAGCAAGGAUAAGAUGCCAGUUAGUCGCUCAUGUCCCAUAUCAAGCUUGAGUUUGAUCUCUGGCUCCUAAUUCCAACUUCCUGUUAACGCAGACCCUGGGAAGCAGUAAUGAUAGCUCACAGUGUGGGGAUUCCUGCUACUACAUACAUGGGAGAUCUGGCUUGAGUUCUCAGCUCCUAGCUUGUUGCAGGUAUUAAAGGAGUAAACCAGCAGGUGGGAGCUGUCUCUCUCUGUCUGCCAGGAAAGUAGGUAGGUAGGUAGGUAGGUAGAUACUGAAUUUAUAAUUAAAACUCUUCCCACAAAGAAAAUUCCAGGUCCAGAUAGUUUCAUGCCUUAAGGAGGAAAUCAUACAUGACAUUUUAAAAAAUGGGGAUGGAAUGGGGCCAACAAGUUAAGCUGCUGUCUGCAGUACUGGCGUCCCAUAUGGGUGCCAGUUCAAGUUCUAGCUGCUCCAGUUCCAAUCCAGCUCCCUCCUGAUGUGCCUGAGAAGGCAGCAAAAGAUAGUCCAAAUACUUGGGCCCCCACACCCACGUGGGGCACGUGGAUUGAGUUCCUGGCUCCUGACUUCAGCUUGUCCAAGCCCUGGCUGUUGUGGCCAUUUGAGGAAGUGAACCGUGGAUAGGAGUUUCUCUUUCUCUUUCUCUUUAAAAACCAGAUCUCCCCAGGUGGGCACUGUGGUACAAUGGGUUAAGCUACCACUUGGGAUGCCUGCAUUCUGUAUCAAAGUGCUGGUUUAAGUCCCCACUGCUCUGCUUCUGAUCCAGCUCCCUGCUAAUGCACCUGAGAAAGUAUCAGAUGGUGGCUCAAGUGCUUGAGUCCCUGCUACCCACAUGAGAGACCUGAAUGGAAAGUGUUUUUGCAACAAAAUUUUUCUUUUUUUAAUGUGAAAGAAAGAGACCUUCCAUCCACUUGUUCAUUCUUCAAAUGCCCAUAACAGCCAGGGCUGUGCCAGGCAAAAGCCAGGAGCCUGGGAUUCCAUCCAGAUCUCCCACAUGGGGGCAGGGACUUGACCAUCACCUGCUGCCUCCCAGGAUGUGCGUUUUCAGGAACCUGGGAUCAGAAGCAGAGCUGGGACUCAAACCCAGUCACUUCCAUGUGGGAUGCUGGUGUCUCAGGUGGUGCCAAACGCUGCAUCACACACCUGCCCCAAAACUUACCAUUUAAUUCUGUUUUCCACAAACUUUUGAAAGUGCCUCAAGUAUAAGAAUAUAUAGUGAAGUCUAAAAAUUACAGUAGGGCAACUCAAGAAUUUGGUGAAAGAAUAGAUGUUUCACUAAAGAAGAUACAGGCAGUCAGCAGUUAGUGUCCAAUUGAGAUACUGAAGACCCUUGGUUAUCACAGAAGUACAAAGUAAAGCCACAAUGAGAGGUAAAACUAGUCAGAGGUGGUGUUUGGCCUAGAGGGUAAGAUGCCUGCCCCCAUAUUGGAGUGAGUGCCUGGGUUUCUUACCUGGGUCCGUCCCUGACUCCAGCUUCCUGCUGAUGUAGGUCCGAGGAGGCAGCUCCAGCAAUUGGGCUCUGGGCAGCCAUGUGGGAGGCUGAAUUGUGUUCCCAGCUACAGCUUUGGCUGCAGGCUGUCUGGAGAGGAAGCAAGCAGAUGAGAGUUUGCUCUCUGAGUCUCUCUGACUCUCCAGUAAGUAAUUUUUAAAAAACAUUUACAUAUUGUUAGGAGAGAAGAUCAGCAGUUGUCUGCAGUCUGGUUCUGGGGCAUGGGACCGAAAGACCUGAGAUAACUUUUUAGGAAAAUGCAAAUGUUCUAUAUCAUAAAAAUCAAAAGCUGGGAAAAUAUUUUAAGAGCCAAAAUGAGAUACCGUCUCAUGCAGACUAUCAUAGCUAUAAAAUUGGAAAUACUGAGGCUACCAAGUACAAGCUUCUUGCAUUUUUCAGUUAUUUUAGGUUUCUGUUCCAUCUGUAGAGCUGGAGCACUUGUUCUGUACUGUAGCUGGAGAGCAUAUUUUGGAGAAUCUUUCAGGGGCAUCUUUUACUUAGUGUUCUAAUAAAGCACAUUUUCAUGAACUUUUUUGGAGUACCCUGGUAUGCGUUGUGUAUUAUGUCUAUGAAAAAUUAUAUUUGUGAGAUUUACCUAUUUGUUGUGUAAGUAGCUAUAGUUUUUUCCAGUUUUACUAAAGUAUUCCAUCAUAUGAGAAUAUCAUGAUUUAUCCAUUCUGUGUAAAAGCAUAUAGGUUCCCACUUCUGAGUUAUUUAGAAAUAAAGCUGCUAUAAA